UAAUUAAUAUGAUCUAUUAGUCAUUUCAUUUUGCUGACUGAUUCCUUGUUCCAGAUGCGAUAAAACUGCUACAGUUUGUUAGUUAGAUAUUAUAGGUUCAUUUAUUAAGGAUUAGGCUGUGUUUUUUUGCAUUAGUUUUUACCCAAAACAAUUUGUGAUUCUUAAGCUGCAUAAAUUAUUUGGAUCAUGAUUCAUUUUGUGCUUCUUAUAAGUCAACAAGGAAAAGUGAGAUUGGCAAAAUGGUAUUCACCUUAUUCCCAAAAGGAAAGAAGUAAGGUUAUAAGGGAGCUCAGUGGAAUGAUUCUUAAUCGAGGGCCGAAGCUUUGUAAAUUUGUCGAAUGGAGAGGGUACAAAGUAGUUUAUCGAAGAUAUGCAGGAUUAUAUUUUUGCAUGUGCAUUAACCAUGAGGAUAAUGAGCUAGAGAUUCUCGAUAUAAUUCACCAUUUUGUCGUCAUAUUGGAUCGCUAUUUUGGAAAUGUAUGCGAGUUGGAUUUGAUUUUCAACUUUCACAAGGCAUACUAUAUUUUGGAUGAAAUUCUAAUUGCGGGAGAACUUCAAGAAUCAAACAAAAAAACAGUUGAACGGUUGAUCGAUGCACAAGAUUUAUUGGUAGAGACUGCGAAAGAAGAGGCUAAUUCAAUAAGCAAAUUAAUAGCACAAGCUACUAACUAAUACAUGAAAACGAUGUGGAUGCAAUAGAAAUGACUUAACAUCAGAGUUUAUCUUUCUAAAAAUUAAUUCAAGAUUUUUCUUCGAUUUGCAAUCAUUUAUUUAAUUUUCUUUUCGUAAUGUAGGACUUAUAAAACUGUAUAAUAUAAUAAACAUCAAUAUCUCAAUUUGAUUGGGAAUCGAGUUGUCUUUUCGAAAGAUC
This is a messenger RNA of Olea europaea var. sylvestris, 871 nucleotides long. RefSeq names its product AP-1 complex subunit sigma-2-like. The record is from RefSeq and is a predicted model, not a curated record. The transcript is spliced from 7 exons. Bases 187 to 672 code for a protein of 161 amino acids. Gene Ontology annotation, cellular component: intracellular membrane-bounded organelle; membrane coat; AP-1 adaptor complex. Lineage: Eukaryota; Viridiplantae; Streptophyta; Magnoliopsida; Lamiales; Oleaceae. Gene Ontology annotation, biological process: vesicle-mediated transport; intracellular protein transport. Gene Ontology annotation, molecular function: clathrin-cargo adaptor activity.